Messenger RNA from Canis lupus familiaris (dog), 763 nucleotides. Its product is annotated as nucleoside diphosphate kinase 7-like. NCBI's taxonomy places the organism in Eukaryota, Metazoa, Chordata, Mammalia, Carnivora, Canidae. The record is from RefSeq and is a predicted model, not a curated record. The coding region runs from base 32 to 511 and encodes 159 amino acids. Gene Ontology annotation, molecular function: nucleoside diphosphate kinase activity. Gene Ontology annotation, biological process: CTP biosynthetic process; GTP biosynthetic process; UTP biosynthetic process. Gene Ontology annotation, cellular component: centrosome. The transcript has a single exon.
CCCUGAUUCUUUUGCUUCUGCUGCCAGAGAAAUGGAGUUAUUUUUUCCUUCAAGUGGAGUUUGUGGACCAGCAAACACCACUAAAUUUACCAAUUGUACCUGUUGCAUUAUUAAGCCCCAUGCCAUCAGUGUAGGACUGCUAGGAAAGAUCCUCAUGGCUAUCUGGGAUGCAGGUUUUGAAAUCUCAGCUAUGCAGAUGUUCAACAUGGAUCGAGUUAAUGUUGAGGAGUUUUAUGAAGUUUAUAAAGGAGUAGUAUCUGAGUAUAACGAGAUGGUAACAGAAAUGUAUUCUGGCCCUUGUGUAGCAAUGGAGAUUCAACAAAAUAAUCCUACAAAGACAUUUCGAGAAUUCUGUGGACCUGCUGAUCCUGAAAUUGCCCAGCAUUUACGCCCUGGAACCCUCAGAGCAAUCUUUGGUAAAACUAAGAUCCAGAAUGCCGUUCACUGUACUGAUCUACUGGAUGAUGGCCUCUUAGAGGUUCAGUAUUUCUUCAAGAUCUUGGAUAACUAGCAGUACAGAAAGCAAAGAAGUCACAAGCUGCGACAUUCAGACGAGAGUGAAUCACGCACAUGAGGAUGUGUUCAUUCUUUUAUUGUCCAUUGUUUUAACCUGACUGAAUACCAGAUCAACAAGAGCACUGUACUCCUGGCAAUUAUUAUAUAUGUUAGAACAUGGAUUUUGCACUGUAGACAACAUUUAACACCAGUCUAUGGGUUACUGCAUUGCUUUUUAUAAAGUCCAAAAUAAAGAUUUAUUUUCAAA